Messenger RNA from Cicer arietinum (chickpea), 1740 nucleotides. Its product is annotated as protein VACUOLELESS GAMETOPHYTES. NCBI's taxonomy places the organism in Eukaryota, Viridiplantae, Streptophyta, Magnoliopsida, Fabales, Fabaceae. The record is from RefSeq and is a predicted model, not a curated record.
CAAAAGAAGCAAAGUUGAAAGAAGAAAAAAAUAGGCAUAGAAGUGUGAUCAAAAAAAUUAAGUGAAUAAUAAUGAUGAAGAAGCAAAAAGAAGUAGCAAAGAAAACAAACACUUUCCGAUUAGAAAAAUCUGGCACUAAGGAAUACCAAAUAACUGCACCAAGUGAUGAAUAUUAUUCUUCCAAAGUGACAAGUAUAGUGACAAAAAAAUCACCUCCACAAUUGGAAUUCCCAAAAUCACCACAACUAAUAUUUGGAGAAGAAAUAAUUCAUUUUAGUCAUCCACAACAUGCUCUCUCAAUGGUGGAUCUUCCUGACCUAUUCACUUGUGUAGGAUGUAAGGAAUAUGGAUCUGGAAAGAGAUUUGUUUGUCAACAAUGUGAUUAUCAACUUCAUGAUUUUUGUGCUUUGGCUCCUCCUGCUCUUAUGGCUCAUCCUUUGCAUUCCCAACAUGCAAUUUUGUUCCAUUCCAAACCAGUGAAAAUUGGAAUGACAAAAUCAAAAUGUGACGUAUGUGGAAAACCAACAAAAGGCUAUACAUUCGUAUGCACAGCAUGUGCUUUCCAAAUGCAUCCAUGUUGUGCAAUGCUCAACACUCAAAUUGAUUUCCCAAAACAUCCACACACACUCAAACUCACAUCAUCAUCAUCAUCAACAACAACAACAAACAUUGAUAAUAAUUCCAACAACAUUGUUUGCAAUGAGUGCAAGAAAAGAAGGUCAGGGAAAGUGUAUCGUUGUACGGUUUGUGAUUACAAUCUUCAUGCAUUUUGUGCUAAGAGUAAAGUGAAUGGUCUUCAAGCUAAUGGUAUUAGGGUUCUUGAAAAACCAAGUGUUCUUGCUGCUGCUGCUAAAGUUGCUUCUCAAGUUGUUAUUGAGUUUAUUGGUGGCUUUGUUGAAGGUCUUGGUGAAAGUAUGGGUGAAGUUCUUGUUCAAAAUAUUGCUAAAGGAGGAAGUGGAAAUCUUACUAAUAAUACAAGACCUCGCAAAUGAUAUCAUUUAUACUUUAUUAUGGAUUUCAAUUUCGAUUUGGUUAGGGCAUAAAUUCACGCAUUAACGUAGUUGAUACAUCGGUAGAUGUUGGAUUGAGAUCGAACUGUGCAGAAAACAUGCAUAUUUUGAUAUUUUUUCUUCGUAAAACUGCAAAGUGUUGUGUUGAAAUUUGGAUCGUCGGAUCUUAAUUCAAUUGAUACUGAUGUGUUGAUUGCGUGAUUGUGUGGAAUUUGUGUCUAUAGCCAAUUCAAAUUCAUUUAUCAUCUCAUGUUUUUUUCUUGUGAUUAAUUUCGAUUUUUUUAGAUUAAAUAUUACAUGCAUUCAUAAUAUAACUAAACAGUUUAAAAUUGUUGUAUAAGAUUGAAUGAGAUUUAUUAAAGACUUUGAUGGAAAAACUCUGAAAUGCUAAUAGUAUGAAUGCGUGUAAUAUUGAAAUUCAUUUUACAUAUUAUUUAUGUUUUUCUCUCUCUCCUAUCUAUAUUAACUUUAGGAAAAUUAAUUCCUAACUACACUUUAGCAUGCAACUCUUGUGCUGAUUAAGUCCAUUAUAUGAGCAUAUCUAUGGAAAAAGAACAUUGUGAAUCAUUAUAUGUAUUAUAUGUAUGUGGGGAUGUAAAACGGUGUUUAGACAGUAGUCCUGCUUCAGAUGUAAUUUUAUUUUUUCUGCUGAAAGUGUUCAUUACAUUUGUAUGUAAACAAACUGUAAAAUUUGUUACAAAUAUAUUGUACGUAUUUAUUAUUUCUUUAA